Prunus armeniaca (apricot) is the source of this 693-nucleotide messenger RNA. NCBI's taxonomy places the organism in Eukaryota, Viridiplantae, Streptophyta, Magnoliopsida, Rosales, Rosaceae. The record is from the annotation of a GenBank genome assembly.
AUGGAACUCAUAGACAAUCUUUGUGAGUUGGAGAAUCUAAGCGCCAAUCAUCAUGAAAUCAUGGCUCUCUCCAAUGGCAUGAGUUUUAGCGAUCAUCAGCGACAAACUAACCAGCUCCCUCUGAACUUCAUUCAUGAUAAUAUUCAAAGCUUUUCCCAUUCUGAUGAUCCAAAUCACGAUGUCUUAGUUGCUCAUUCCACAUCUCUGACUGGAGAUUUUGCCCAAGAAGGCGAAAAGGGAAAGCCUUUAGGAGGAAGAAAGAGAAAGAGAAACAAUAUUGACAAAGAUGGGGAGAAACUAAAAGAAGUCAUCCAUGUGAGAGCUAAGAGAGGCCAAGCUACUGAUAGCCACAGUUUGGCAGAAAGGGUAAGAAGAGAGAAGAUAAAUGAGAGGCUGAGAUGCCUGCAAAAUCUUGUCCCGGGAUGCUACAAGACUAUGGGAAUGGCAGUAAUGCUGGAUGUGGUUAUCAGUUACGUUCAGUCACUGCAAAAUCAAAUUGAGUUUCUCUCUAUGAAGCUUUCUGCAGCAAGCGUGUAUUACGAUUUCAAUUCACCAGGUGUGGAUGCUCUGGACACAAUGCAGCAACAGGGGACAAAUAAUGCAUAUGGGGAGGUACAAGAAGAGAUGGUAAGAUCAGAAGGGUAUGGAGGAGGGCUUUCUAAUUACAACAACAACUCAACAUGGCCUAUUUGA